UUUUUUUAGUGUUGCUGACGGGAUGCUGUUCUCCACCAUGAAUAAGUCUAAUCGGUUUCGGAUGGGCAGUUUUAAAAUAUUUGAUUUAAUGUUGAAUCAGCGAAACAUUCAUGAAUUAACAUGUCGGUUUGCUGCUGUUCUUCUUUUAACCUGCCAGUGUCUGGCAGACGAUGGAUACGAGAUGGAUGACUUUUUGAAAAGGGAGUACUCUCUUACCAAACCAUACCAAGGGUUGGGCUCCUCCAGUUCCUCUUAUUGGGACCUGAUGGGCAAUGCCAUGAUCACCACUGAGCAUGUGCGACUGACCCCUGACUUGCAGAGCAGACAAGGAGCAGUGUGGAGCCGCGUUCCCUGUUUCCUGCGGGACUGGGAGCUGCAGGUGCACUUUAAGAUCCACGGCCACGGGAAGAAGAACCUGAAUGGAGAUGGAAUGGCUCUGUGGUAUACCAAAGAACGCAUGCAGACUGGUCCUGUGUUUGGAAACAUGAACCUCUUCACUGGCCUUGGAGUGUUUGUGGACACCUACCCCAAUGAAAAUAAGAACCAUGAGAAGAAGUACAAUCCUUCAACUCAGAGGGUCUUUCCAUACGUUUCUGGGAUGGUGGGGAACGGGACUCUUGCUUAUGAGCACGAUCGUGAUGGCCAGUCCACAGAGCUUGGCGGGUGCACAGCCCUGGUGCGCAACAUCCCCCAUGACACCUUCCUCCUCAUCAGAUACACCAAAAACCGACUGACGAUACAGAUAGACGUUGACGGUAAACAAGAGUGGCAGGACUGUCUGGACCUUCCAGGGGUACGUCUACCUCGGGGCUACUUCUUUGGAGCCUCCUCUGUUACUGGAGACCUGUCAGACAACCAUGAUCUCAUCUCUAUGAAGCUGUACCAGCUGACUGUGGAGCGUACUCCGGAGGAAGAGGAGGAGGAAGAGCUCAUCCCCAGUGUUGAUAACUUUGAGCACUUGAACAAAGUGGAGGUGCAAGAAGAGGGGAUGAGUGGAGUCCAGCUCUUCUUCACCAUAGUCUUCUCUGUCAUUGGUAUCUUUGUACUGGGGGUGGUGGCAGUGGUCAUGUAUGGGCGCUGGAAGGAGAACAGCCGCAAACGCUUCUACUGAGGGAGAGCUGGGUAGUCUACGGCUCCAUCCCAAAUGGCACCCUAUUCUCUUUAUAGUGUACUACUUUUGACUAGGGGUCUAGUCAAAAGGUGUGCUCUCUGUAGGGAAUAGGAUGCCAUUUGGGAUGUCGUCUGAGGGAUGCUGUAUGUGAAGGAGGACAAAUGAGGAUGUAGAUUUUUAAACAUACAACAAACAUGCUGUCUUGCCAUACAUAGCUUUACUACAUAACAAUUCCCUUACCUCAAUAAUACUUCAACUGCGACAAAUGAACCGUUCUCGGACCAUCUCGGCCCAAAUAAAUCAAAUGUGACCCCUUUUUUUUUUUUUUUUUUUUUACUUUUUUUUUAAUACUGUGAGAUUAAUCUUUUUUUAAUCUUUUGUUUCACCUUAGUGUUUAACGUAGGAGGCCAUGACCUGUGAAUUGCUGACACUGUCAUCAGCAGACUGCACUCACUUAUAUGCAGUGUGCAUGAUGGCUUCCAGCCUUUCUGUCAUGUUCUGCCGUUGAGACUUCCGAAUUGUUUGCACUGACAUGAAAUGCCUGUGAGAAGACUUAUAUUGAGCUGCCAUAAUAACUAAGUAAUGAGAGAGAGACUUGUUCUCAACAAAAGUACCUAGCUCGGGCCAGUUUAAGACCAGGGCCUUCAAGAUCGUAAUGAAUCAAAUUAUAUUGCUGGGGGAACUGAUCUGAGUUCAGCAGUCCUACUCUGAGAUGUUUUCUUGAAUAUGGGUCCAGGUAUCGCAAUGUACAUGCUAAUCCUCUAGUUCUAUAUUUUGGUUCAUGAGCUAACAUUUGGCUCUUGGUACUGUAUUUCUGUGCUGUAACUACCAUUUACCUACAGUUGAAGUCGGAAGUUGACAUACACUUAGGUUGAAGUCAUUAAAACUAAUUUUUUAACCACUA
This is a messenger RNA of Oncorhynchus nerka (sockeye salmon), 2015 nucleotides long. RefSeq names its product lectin, mannose-binding 2-like b (gene lman2lb). Lineage: Eukaryota; Metazoa; Chordata; Actinopteri; Salmoniformes; Salmonidae. Gene Ontology annotation, biological process: endoplasmic reticulum to Golgi vesicle-mediated transport. Gene Ontology annotation, cellular component: Golgi membrane; COPII-coated ER to Golgi transport vesicle; endoplasmic reticulum-Golgi intermediate compartment. The transcript is spliced from 9 exons. The record is from RefSeq and is a predicted model, not a curated record. The coding region runs from base 23 to 1111 and encodes 362 amino acids. Gene Ontology annotation, molecular function: D-mannose binding.